AUGCCUGUGCCGGCCCACUUGUUUCCUUGCCCGUGGUGGGUAGCCGGGUUGUGUACUUCCCUCAGGGCCACAGCGAGCAGUUUUUUUGGUGAAUUUCUUCAGGUUGCAGCAUCAACAAACAAGGAAAUGGAGUCUCAGAUCCCCAAUUAUCCUAAUCUGCCGCCACAGCUUAUAUGCCAACUGCAUAAUGUGACGGUGCAUGCUGAUGCAGAGACAGAUGAGGUAUAUGCACAGAUGACACUGCAACCACUCAACCCGCAAGAACUGAAGGACCCAUAUUUACCUGCAGAAUUAGGUUCGGCCAAUAAACAGCCAACAAACUAUUUCUGCAAAACAUUAACAGCAAGUGACACAAGUACCCAUGGUGGGUUCUCUGUUCCCCGUCGAGCAGCUGAGAAAGUGUUCCCUCCACUUGAUUUCACCCAGCAACCUCCAUGCCAGGAGUUGAUGGCAAAUGAUCUUCAUGGCAAUGAGUGGAAAUUCCGUCACAUCUUUCGUGGUCAACCAAUGCGGCAUCUUCUAACUACAGGCUGGAGUGUCUUUGUAAGUGCAAAGAGACUCGUUGCUGGUGACUCUGUCCUUUUUUGGAAUGGCAAUAACCAGCUUCUGCUGGGAAUUCGUCGGGCAAAUCGGCCACAAACUGUCAUGCCAUCUUCUGUCUUAUGCAUGCAUAUCGGUCUUCUUGCUGCAGCUGCUCAUGCUGCUUCGACAAAUAGCCGGUUUACAAUUUUCUACAGCCCAAGGGCAAGCCCUUCAGAGUUUGUCAUACCGCUUGCAAAGUAUGUUAAGGCUGUGUAUCAUACCUGCAUAUCUAUGGGGAUGCGCUUCUGGAUGCUUUUUGAGACAGAAGAGUCUAGCGUUAGGAGAUACAUGUUGACAAUUACGGGAAUCAGUGAUCUUGAUUCUGUUCGGUGGCCAAAUUCACACUGGCGUUCUGUCAAGGUUGGCUGGGAUGAAUCAACUGCUGGUGAGAGACAGCCAAGGGUGUCACUAUGGGAGAUUGAGCCCCUGAUAACUUUCCCAAUGUAUCCAUCUCCUUCUCCGCUCAGGCUCAAGCGUCCACGGCCAACAGGCUUGCCUUCUCUGCAUGGUGGGAAGGAUGAUGACCUGGCUAAUUCUCUCAUGUGGCUUCGAGUUGGUGGAGGCAGGGGCGGGGUAACUCACCAGAGCCGAGGGUGGCCUCGCCGGAUCCGGAGCCGAGUGGGUUGA
Messenger RNA from Miscanthus lutarioriparius, 1209 nucleotides. The record is from the annotation of a GenBank genome assembly. Lineage: Eukaryota; Viridiplantae; Streptophyta; Magnoliopsida; Poales; Poaceae.